Molecule: messenger RNA, 543 nt
Organism: Durusdinium trenchii
Lineage: Eukaryota; Dinophyceae; Suessiales; Symbiodiniaceae
Source: the annotation of a GenBank genome assembly
AUGGCCACCUUUGAUGUGCCGAGCUCACAAGUGGCGCCCAAGUUUUUGGAUACCCAACUGCCUCCUGUGAAGGAAGAGCCGUUGGCUUCUCACUCUGGUGGCGCUGACCAGGUCGUAGCACAGUCACCAGUGGUGGCAUCUUCGACAUCGGGCGGAUCGCCUGUGGCAGUUGAAUCAACAGCCUUGGCUUCACCCGAGCCUCGCACGAACCUUGAACCCUCUCACUUGCUGGAUGCGACGGGGGGGCUCAACAGGUCUGAGCCGAGCACGGCGACCAUGGAGUCCAGCGCAGCAACGGUGCACCAGGAAGAGUCACCGAAAGAGGAGAUGCCAGUGGCGGCACUACAAGCGACCCAGCCACAAGCAGCGGACUUUGCCGGCACGGCUGCCACCCCUAGCAACGCUGAACUGGCAGCCUCACUUGGAGGAGUGGGCCAUGCCGCUGAGCCUGACCGGCAUGCAGAUCCUUUUGGUGACAUGGGCAUGUUCGACAAGCCGCCGGAGUUCAAAACCAAACGGAGAAGAGAGCGGCCUGCAGAUUGA